Apis florea (little honeybee) is the source of this 1192-nucleotide messenger RNA. RefSeq lists its product as uncharacterized. NCBI's taxonomy places the organism in Eukaryota, Metazoa, Arthropoda, Insecta, Hymenoptera, Apidae. The record is from RefSeq and is a predicted model, not a curated record.
UAUUAUCGAAAAUUUGUACAAUCAAACAUCGUAUCGUUGCUAACGUAUGUUUUGUUUUCCACAUACGACAGGUGGCGGCGCUUCAUGAGCGUGCCAGAGCGCAUGUGUCAUACCGCAUCCAUAUUGCUUAUUCGCGAAUUGUUCGUGAAACAUGAUCGUCAACCAGUGUGGACACUUCAGCAAAUAGGUUACAGCAAAUUCGUCUACGAGCAACGGACAACGUUGAACACCGUUUUCGAACAAUUUCGUCAAUUAUUUACCGAUGAAUACACGCCUUCAUCAAAGAAUCUCGUUCGCAAAUUCAAAACGUAUUUAAACAUCAACAUUAUUCGCUGCAUGCUAUUGGCUGUUCGCAAGAAUAUCCAUACUAUCGUCGAACAUAAUUUACAAACUGUUGCUUGUGAGCGGCAAUCGUACUAUCACAUUCACGAACACCUCUCAAAACCAAUGUAGACUUAGCAUCAGAACGUGUUGCAUAGCAAUAUAGUCGGUUGCAUUAAAAUACACGAUUUCUACUUCGAUGGAAGGAAUACGCAGGACCAUACAACACGCGGCGUAUAAAACACGCUCGUGUAUCCCUGGCCUAAGGGGUCGUCGCACACAGCGGGUUUCCGCGGUUUUUAAAGGGCAGCGCUUAUUACACAGAUUGGAUUAAAGGUCUGGAGUCUCAUGGACGGUGGAGAGAGAGAAAGAGAGAAAAGCAGGAUAGGAGAAAGGGAGAGAAAGGGGAUAAAAUUGAAGAAGAACGUCGAGAAGAACUUGUUGUUAGAUGAAGAUUGAGAGUUGAAAGAGGGAAGACGUAUGGUCUCGGUUGCAAGUUUAAUGCAGACAUGAAACGCAUUCUAUCGUGUCUGAAUGAUCGGUAGAAAGAUGAUGAUCGAGACGAUGGAAUUGGAGAUAAUUAUUACGGGUGAAAUUAUGGACAGUCACGGAAAUAGGUGAACCGGUAAUAGUCGAAGAUUACUUUUAUAAAGAAUACUCUUCUUAUAAUCCAAUAAUAGUAAAACUUUGUUCGUUAUUUAUACAUAGCUUCACACGUAUCUUAAUUUUUCGUUCCAAUUUUUAAAAAGCAAAUAUUUGUCAAAAUAUUUAAAAGCAUAAGAACACGUAACCACCACGCGUAAACAAGAAUCUUUAUCUGGAUGGAGAAGAGAUACGACGAAAACAAAAUGAUAAAAGCUUGAUAUAUUCA